Molecule: messenger RNA, 1132 nt
Organism: Asparagus officinalis (garden asparagus)
Lineage: Eukaryota; Viridiplantae; Streptophyta; Magnoliopsida; Asparagales; Asparagaceae
Product: basic leucine zipper 6-like
Exons: 4
Coding region: 359-1012 (217 amino acids)
Biological process (GO): positive regulation of DNA-templated transcription
Cellular component (GO): nucleus
Molecular function (GO): DNA binding; DNA-binding transcription factor activity
Source: RefSeq, a predicted model, not a curated record
UCUAAAACUAAAAACUCUAGGGGCUUUUCGUCAUGAGUCCUCCAGACCUUUCAUAUUUUAAAGUUAAGUCCCCAAAAUCUUUUAACAUUUGUUUUCUUUUAACUACCUUUCUUAGUUGAAGCCAUCAUCAUAUCCAGAGCUGAGCACUGCAGCAACACAUUCAGCCCACAAUCCACAUUGUCACGUGCCAACUGAUCCUGUCUUCAAUUAGUUUUACUUCUCCUGCUUCAAUUCUUCCCCUUAACUGCCUGAAUAGAAAAACAGCUGUUUCUAGCUGUAAGAUACACGCAGAAGCUAUAUCUCACUGCUAGGGGCAUUUUGUUCAAUUCUAUUGCAGCUCAACUCUAGUGAACAUAUUAUGGCCCAGUUACCACCCAAGGCCCCCAACUGGCCCAACUUCGGCCAAUCCCCCCCCUCGGCCGACGAACCUGAUCGUGGGUCCCACCGCAGGUCGGUGAGCGACUCCUUCGCCUUCUUCGAGACUCCCGUUGGCCCCAACGACAGCGAGGAAUUCGACGAUGACCAGUUUAUGUGCAUGUUUUCCGACGAUGCUCCGAUGUCACCGUCGGAUCGAAGGAAUGUCAAUGAGGAGAGAAUGGAGGUAGAACAUCAAAGUCAGAAUGAGUCUGAGGCCAGCUUUUUAGACCCCAAGAGGGUCAAGAGGAUCUUGGCUAACAGGCAAUCAGCACAGAGAUCCAGAGUGAGGAAACUGCAGUACGUUUCCGAACUCGAACGUAGUGUGACAACGUUGCAGAAUGAGGUCUCUGCAUUGUCUCCAAGAGUAGCAUUCUUGGAUCACCAGCGCUCAGUUCUUACUGUAGGAAAUAGCCAUCUCAAGCAGAGAAUUGCUGCGCUUGCACAAGAUAAGAUCUUCAAAGAUGCUCAUCAAGAGGCACUGCAGAAGGAGAUCGAGAGGUUGAGACAAGUCUACUACCAGCAAAACCUCAAGAAGAUGACUUCCCCCUCAUCAGAAGCCAAUGCUCGCCGCGUAGACAAGCAGAUAGUCAUUUGAGGCUGAACUAAUGAAUGUAUAAACAUAUAAUGUAUGUUAAUUAUCGAACUAGGAAUGCCUGUUAUUAUUUCAGUUUCUUUGUUGUAUUCUUUCUGAAUUUUAAGCUGUUUAUUCUUAAUC